This is a messenger RNA of Paramecium pentaurelia, 231 nucleotides long. The record is from the annotation of a GenBank genome assembly. Lineage: Eukaryota; Ciliophora; Oligohymenophorea; Peniculida; Parameciidae.
AUGCUGUAUUCAUUGAAAGAUCAUAAUUACAUAAAGUCAGAUGUAGAAAUACAAUUAGGCUUUAAUUAGAUUUCUGAACUUUAUUUAGAAAAUUUGAUAGAAACUAAGCAUAUAAAUCAAUUAAUUGAUUUUUAUUUUUAACACUCUCUCAAACUUCUUAAUCAAUAUAAAAAUUCUAUUAAAUAAAUAGUUAUUAAAAAAAGAGGAUUCAUAUGCAAAAAUUGUAGCUGA